AUGUCCAAAUUGACGUCGUCCGCCCCUCCUUCGACUCUGUCGCACAGUCUCCCCGCUCUACCGUUUGCGAGUAGACUGAGCGAGCAGUUGUCACAGAGCAAGGAGCAAAGUGAAUCCAGCACCGACACAGACUCCACAGGAGGCAGGACAAGUCACCUUGGAACUCCACUGCGUCCUUCACAAAAGUCCCGUUCGCUGUCCGAUGCGCCAAAACCUGUGUCCGCCUCGCCGUCUGUCUCGGGAGACGCGCGCCCCUCCAGCAAAGAUGACAACUCCAUCACCUCCACUCCCGAAACCCCACAGCGGCCGUCCAUACACUACUCGAACCUGUCUUUGAACUUACCGUCAAAGCUAGCCGGGUCUGCAUCCGUACCGAAUCGCGCCCCGCUCUCUCCCAAGCUUGACUCGUCGCACAUCUACGGCUCCCCAGGCUCGGUACUCCCUCGACGCUCACGAGGUCUCGAUUUUUCCCGAGCAUGCACGAAUCUACACCACUCGAUCAUUGCGGAGUCUUCGCCUGAUUCGUCGCCGACGGUCGGCGGCCGGGGCGUCACCAUCCCGCAACGGCGUGGCUCGCCAGGGUCAACCUCCAUGGGUCCUUUCUCGACGUCAGGCCCGGCCGACCGAACCGCGAUCUCGAGUUCCGUGUCCAGCGUGAACAUGAUGGAAUCUGAUACAAGCAGUAGCGAGGAGGAUGACGAGCCGAUGAUAGGCGAUCGGGAUGAUAUCAUGAUAGCCACCCCCCAGGCGAACAAGAUGCUCGGUGGGCCAAGCCCGUUUGCUGCGGGAAACGUUCCUAGUCCGGGAAACGAUUGGAUGGGUGGGUAUUCACAGGCGGCAGCUAGCCUGUUGAGCUUUCAGCGGGCCCGAUUUCGCAAAGGGCGUAGCAGACACAGCUCCAGCAGUGCCAGUGGAAAUAGCUCGAAGCAGAGUCCGGGUCCUCUCUCUCCACCGGUGAUGAAAAGCAUUGAGAAUCCUAGCGGUGGCUAUUUCGGAUCGAAACAAGGCGUCGGGCCCCGGCGUGAGAGUCUCAGCCUUGGGACUCGCGAUCUGCGCUUGUCGGAUCUGAGUGAUGAGGGCGAGAGUAGGGGUCAGAGCUCGGCUGGUGGUUCUGCUUCUGAAGGUGGGCCUCUGGGUGUGAUUCGGCGCGUCGUGACUCGACGUGGAAGCUUACUCCCUAAAACAAAGACAUUUGCACGCAUCAGAGCUGCCCUCAUGGAGGAAUCUGCUCCUAUUGACAGCGAAGCCAAGCGUGAGGCGGAGGUUAUCCGGCAGGUUCGUGAGAGCGAACCUGAUGUUCCGCACACGUCACCAAGCCUGGACGCCUUGUCGUCCCUCACUCCUUCAGGGCCAGGGGUGAGCGCGGAAGAGGGACCUACGAAGGCAGGCUCAUUUAUCCUGGACGAGCCCAAGUUCAGCGAUGAAGCUCAUCGAAACUCUGCGGGGGCAGAGUUCUGGAAUACAUUUGAUGAGCGUUACCGCACACCACCGCCCUCUAUGCGCCCAUUGGGGCCGUCAUCCAUGUCUGAGGACGAUAUUGCGAUGGAUAUCACGCCGUCGACCACCCUAGGGUCUAGCACAGCUGAGUUCGCUAAACCGUACGAUCGACCGGGAUCGAGAAGCUCAACGCCACAUGCAAGCUUUCCUGCCAUGAGCGAGAUCAAUCGGAAGCGACGCCGGGAAGAUGACUUUGAUCCCAAUCUUUUCAAGCGGAGAGCCGUGUCUCCUAGCAUGAGUGUCCAGAGUAGUCCUGUCAUGCCGAAUUCGCCCGCGGUCAAGGAUACAGGGCACAACAUCUGGGGUCCCCCGCCCAAGUCUAACCUAGGCUCGCUAUUCCCAGAUCGGCCCAACGGAGAGUAUCCUGCCAGAAAUACGCCCAAUACCUCGCACUCUGGACCUCUAAAGCGCGUUGGUCUACAGGCUAAUACUCAAGUCGAAAUUGCCGUGAUGGCUUCCACAGUUGAGCUCGCAUCCUCGUUCAUCGAGGGUGCCCCGCCAGGCGAGCUCUCUGAUGUCGUUGCUGAUAUCAAAACACUUACCUCGGACCAAUCGGACAUUAUUCCCUCGCUUGCGCCUGCGUUUGAACGGUACAAUGAGAAGCAAUUGGCUACUGUGAAGCUGCCCGGAGCUAGUCAGGAGGUCAUCAUCAGUGAAUUCAACAAGUUAGAGGGAAAUCGAUACUUUGAUGUUGACAGUCAGACGUCGUUUGAGGUGGAUCAUGUAACACAGCAAGCGUCUGGUGCGCAAUCCUAUGUUCUGGAAUCGCAAAAUGCGGAUUUGAUCAAAUCGCUCCUCAAAUCGCUCGCCAAGCAUGCCGCGGAACACUACCCCAACUGCUCCUACGGCGUCUACCCUACUGAGGACGACACGGCUGUCGCGAUUCUACUUGUUGCAAAUCGCUACUCGCCAAACAACUUCUGGAACGGUCGCUUCCGCUCGAUCUACCAAGUCCCCGUGUCCGAGUCGACCACCGUCAGCGGCAAGAUCCUCGUGGACGUGCAUUACUACGAAGACGGCAAUGUGGCCCUCAACACAAACAAGACCAUCAAUAUCUCCAUUCCCUCGAUCUCUGCUGAGAGCAUCAUCUCCCGCAUUGCGGCUGCGGAGCGAGACUAUCAGGAGGAGCUCAACCGUGCGUUCGUACAAAUGGCGGAGGGCGCGUUCAAGAAUCUGCGGAGACAAUUGCCCAUUACCCGGCAGAAGGUGGAGUGGGAGAAGGUUGGAGGGUACCGGUUGGGACAGGAUAUUUCUGGUGGAAAGGGGCGGUAG
This is a messenger RNA of Aspergillus thermomutatus, 2769 nucleotides long. RefSeq lists its product as uncharacterized. The coding region runs from base 1 to 2769 and encodes 922 amino acids. Lineage: Eukaryota; Fungi; Ascomycota; Eurotiomycetes; Eurotiales; Aspergillaceae. Gene Ontology annotation, cellular component: F-actin capping protein complex; site of double-strand break. Gene Ontology annotation, biological process: barbed-end actin filament capping. The record is from RefSeq and is a predicted model, not a curated record. The transcript is spliced from 9 exons.